Messenger RNA from Oncorhynchus kisutch (coho salmon), 823 nucleotides. RefSeq names its product interferon a3-like. Gene Ontology annotation, cellular component: extracellular region. The record is from RefSeq and is a predicted model, not a curated record. Gene Ontology annotation, biological process: defense response. The transcript is spliced from 7 exons. The coding region runs from base 350 to 823 and encodes 157 amino acids. Lineage: Eukaryota; Metazoa; Chordata; Actinopteri; Salmoniformes; Salmonidae. Gene Ontology annotation, molecular function: cytokine receptor binding.
UGUUAAACGUCCAUCCUCUCAGGCCAGGGGCACGACAAUAUAUACAUUUUUGGUUUGAUCAGAAACGCAGUUAUAGUCACUGGCCAGUACAGAGAGUUAAGCAAAACAUCAAAUCCAAAUCACAAUCUCCAUCCGUGGCUAAUUUAGGAAAGGGACAAAGCUAGCUAGCCACCGGAUGACAACUGGAGGUGAAACAAUUCAAGUUGUUUCUGUCAAUGACCUAUGUUCUCAAUGCGAUUUGAUAGGAGUGACACCAAAAUCCAAGCUGGCUUCCCAUGACACUUUUUUUUGGUGCUCCAGGAAUUCCUUUGGCUGCAUGCACUAGAGUCGGGAAAGUCCCCGCCUCGGUAUGCAGAACGUCUGUCAUUGCUGUGACUGGAUACGACACCACUACGGCCACUUGAACGCAGAAUUCCUUUCCCUGCUGGACCUGAUAGUGAGUUAUCAACACACUCCUAUACUGUUUAUAAUCUUCUUUUUACAUGUUCAUGUGGAGUUUGAGGUCAAAGUCAGAUUCCUGAACGAGACCAUCUAUCAAAUCACAAAACUGUUUGAUGGGAAUCAUAAUAUUAAGGGUGGCACCCGGGACAAGAAAAAUCUGGACGAUUUCCUGAACAUUCUAGAACGCCAAUUUGAGAACCUUAAUUUCUGUGUAUCACCUGCCAAGAAACCUGAGAGGAGACUGAAACACUACUUCAAGAAGUUGAUUUUUUUUUUUAACUACAGUCCACAGUCUUGGGAGCUCAUUAGGAAAGAGACGAAACGUCAUCUGCAACGAUUGGACAUGAUAAUUGGACAGUUUCGCACAGUUUUACGAGGUUAG